UUCUCUUUCCCGUCUUGCAAGGUAGGAAUGGCGGGCGUCUGUGUGGCAGCGGCUUUCGGGACCCCAAUCCUCGUCCAUCCGAAAUUGGGGGACAUCCGGGGAUCACUACCCAGGGCCGCCUAUGGUCGGGAUCAUUCGCCAGAUCUCUCGGGAGCUUCAUUUCUGUCAGCGUGGGUUGGCGGGGGGCUAAGAACGAGCGUAGCGCCCGAGAUGGUCGCUGGGCCCUGCCGGCUGCCGUAACCUGGGGAGGGUUGGAGGGCCUGUGUUGCGACUUGCGACCCUGCAGUGGGGGUUCCAGAACCUUCUGUUGAGCCUGUCUUGGCCACGUUGGGCUUCGCGACUGAAGAUGGCGGGUGAAAAAGCGCCUGAUACAAAGGAGAAGAAACCUGCGGCCAAGAAGGCUGGCAGUGAUGCUGCUGCCUCCCGGCCCCGGGCCGCCAAAGUAGCCAAAAAGGUUCACCCUAAGGGUAAAAAGCCCAAGAAGGCGAAGCCCCAUUGCAGCCGAAACCCUGUCCUGGUGAGAGGAAUUGGCAGGUACUCCCGAUCUGCUAUGUACUCCAGGAAGGCCUUGUACAAAAGGAAAUACUCGGCUGCCAAGACCAAGGUUGAGAAGAAGAAGAAAAAAGAGAAGGUCCUUGCUACUGUCACCAAAACAGUUGGUGGGGACAAGAACGGUGGCACCCGGGUGGUGAAGCUUCGAAAAAUGCCUAGGUAUUAUCCCACCGAAGAUGUUCCUCGGAAGCUGCUGAGCCACGGCAAGAAGCCCUUCAGCCAGCACGUGAGAAGGCUACGCUCCAGCAUCACUCCCGGAACUGUCCUGAUCAUCCUCACUGGGCGCCACAGGGGCAAGAGAGUGGUUUUCCUGAAGCAGCUGGACAGUGGCUUGCUGCUUGUGACUGGGCCUCUUGUCAUCAACAGAGUUCCUCUGCGCAGAACACACCAGAAGUUUGUCAUUGCCACCUCUACAAAAGUUGAUAUCAGCGAUGUUAAAAUCCCCAAACACCUGACUGACGCUUACUUCAAGAAGAAGCAGCUGCGCAAGCCCAGGCAUCAGGAGGGCGAGAUCUUCGACACAGAGAAGGAGAAAUACGAGAUUACAGAGCAGCGAAAGGCUGACCAGAAAGCUGUGGAUUUGCAGAUUUUGCCAAAGAUUAAAGCUGUUCCUCAGCUCCAGGGCUACCUGCGCUCUCAGUUUUCCCUGACAAACGGGAUGUAUCCUCACAAACUGGUCUUCUAAAUUGUUAACCUAAUUAAACAGCUUCAUAGGUUC
Messenger RNA from Mus musculus (house mouse), 1270 nucleotides. RefSeq names its product ribosomal protein L6 (gene Rpl6). The coding region runs from base 347 to 1237 and encodes 296 amino acids. Lineage: Eukaryota; Metazoa; Chordata; Mammalia; Rodentia; Muridae. Gene Ontology annotation, biological process: translation; cytoplasmic translation. The record is from RefSeq and is marked validated. The transcript has 7 exons. Gene Ontology annotation, cellular component: ribosome; cytoplasmic ribonucleoprotein granule; cytosolic large ribosomal subunit. Gene Ontology annotation, molecular function: structural constituent of ribosome.